Messenger RNA from Dictyostelium discoideum AX4, 2142 nucleotides. RefSeq lists its product as hypothetical. The record is from RefSeq and is a predicted model, not a curated record. Gene Ontology annotation, molecular function: transmembrane transporter activity. Gene Ontology annotation, cellular component: membrane. Gene Ontology annotation, biological process: transmembrane transport. The transcript has 2 exons. Bases 1 to 2142 code for a protein of 713 amino acids. Lineage: Eukaryota; Evosea; Eumycetozoa; Dictyosteliales; Dictyosteliaceae.
AUGUUAUCCUCCUCUUCUUCCUCAUUAUCCAAUAAUGAAGAAAUUAAUAUUAGAAAUAGUAAUAAUAAUAAAAUUCCCAAAGAUUUACUCAAAAGUAGUAGUUCUGGAUUAAAUUUUUGUAAUAAUAAUAAUAGUAAUAAUAUUUUUAUAGUAAAAUCAGAUGAUUUAUUAAACUCACCAAUUUCAACAACUCCUCCAAUAAUUCAAAAUAAUAAUAAUAAUAAUAAUAGUAAUAAUAUAAAUAAUAAUAAAAAUGAAAAUAAUAAUAGUAGUAAUAAUAAAAAUGAAAAUGAAAAUGAAAAUAAAAGUGAAAGUGAAAAUAAAAUUACAAAAAAUUCAAAUGGAAAUGGGUCUUAUUAUUAUUAUUAUAGUGUGAAUACAAUUUUGGAUGACACAAAUAAUGAAAAUAAUGAAAAUAAUGAAAAUAGUGAAAAUAAUAAUAAUAAAAACAAUAAUGAAGAAUAUGGAAAUAUAAAUAAUGAAAAUGAUUUUAAUUAUUAUAAUAUUAAUAAUAAUAAUAAUAAAGAUAAUUUUAGUGAUAAUAAUAUAAUAAUUUUAAAAGAUUCAAAUAAUAUAGAAAUGGAUUAUAUAGAUUUAAAUAUUUCAAAUAAAAUAUUAAAAAAAAGUUUAAGCUUUCUUCAUAAUAAUAAUAAUAAUAAUAAUAAUAAUAAUAAUGACCAAAAUACAACAACUCAAAUUAAAUUAAAACUUUUAUCAAUAUUUUCAAUUAAAACAUUUAAAACAAUAUUUUUAGUAUUUUUAAUAUCGAAUUUAGGUUAUAGCACAUUCUUUUCAUAUACAUCACCUGAAGCAUUAUCACAUACAUUUUAUGAAACAUUUUCAAUUUCAUCAUCACAAUUUAGUGGAUUAUUUAUUUUAUAUGCAUUACCAAAUGUAUUUAUGGUGAUAUUAAGUGGUAUGAUUAUUGAUAUGGUUGGAGCAGAUAUUGUUAGUAUAGUAUUGAGUAGUUGUGUUGUGAUUUCAACAUUGGUGGGAGCAUUAUCACCACCUAAUUUCCCAUUAAUGUUAGUAUCAAGAUUUAUAUUAGGAUUUGCAGGAGAAUCAUUAAUUUCAUGUUCAAAUACAAUAAUGUCAAAAUGGUUUCAUUCAAGAACUUUAUCAUUAUGUAUGGGAGUACUUGUUGGUUGGAUUUAUUCAGCCAAUUUCAUCUCUCUAACUAUAUUACCAUCAAUUAAAAAACGUUUAGGAUUUAAAUUAAGUUUAUGGAUAAUUUUCUUUAUAGCUUUAUUAGGUCUAUCUUUAAACAUUCUUUAUCUAUUAAUUAAAAAUAAUUUUAAUGAUAUUAAACAAUAUCAAUCAAAUGAAGAAAAAGAUAAAUUAUUAAAUAAUUAUAAUAUUAAUAAUAAUAUUAAUAAUAAUAAUAAUAAUAAUAAUAUAAUAAUUAUUGGAGAUAUUAAUAAUAAUAAAGUUAAUAAUAAUGAAGAUGAUAAAGAAGUUUUAUUAAAUAUUAAUAAUAAUAAUAAUAAUAAUAAUAAUAAUAAAAUUUUAAAAUUAAUAAUUAAUUUUAAAGAUAAAGUUAAAUCAAUUUUAAUUCAAGUACCAAUUAGAAUGUGGUUAAUUGUUGGAAUUGUAUUUUUUGGAUAUACAGCAUUAUUUGGGUUGGCAAUUAUUGGACCUGAUUUUUUAGGUCAAAAGUAUGGUUUUAAUGAAUCCCGAGCAGCAUUAAUUUUAUCAAGUGAACAUAUAGUUAGUGCAACAUUUUCACCAAUUGUUGGGAUAUUAAUAAAGAGAUUUACAAAGAGAAUACUUGUAUUACUGAUAUCAUUGGUGAUUAUGAUAAUUGGGUUAACAUUACUAUUGACAACAAAUGUUUAUCCAUUAUGGUGGAUUGUAAUUUGUGGUAUUGGUUAUUCAAUGUUAAAUACAACAAUAGUUUCAUCAAUUCCAAUCAUUGCACCACAAUCAAUUAUUGGUACAUGUUAUGGAUUCAUUGGAACUUCAUAUAAUUGUGGUUUAAUUGUGUUUCCAUAUUUACUUGGUUCAUUAAAAGAAUCAUUUGGAAAUUAUAAUAUUUCAAUUACAAUUCUAAUUGGUAAUUGUAUUAUAUCAAUACUAUUACUUUGUUUAUUAAAAUAUUUUGAUUUAAAAGAAUCAAUUUUAAAUAAAAGAUUAGAUAAUUAA